AUGAAGAGACCAAAAUGGAAAUAUUGUAGAGAACAGAUAUAUAAGAAUGUUUCUCUAAAUCUACAGUGGAAUUCCUCUGAUAUAUUUACUCUGAAAGGUGUUAUUAGCAAACCUUCUGGACAUCACUGGCUGGAGUGUCCACGAGAUGAGUCUUUGUGCAAAUUAAACUUGGAUAAAUUUACUAAAGAAUUUUGGGACAAAGAAUCAUUCCCUCAACGUAAUAACUUGACUACACACCAACGUAUUCAUAUAGGGGAGAAGCCAUUUCACUGUGACAUCUGUGGUAAAUCAUUCCCUCAACGUAAUAACUUGACUACACACCAACGUAUUCAUACAGGGGAGAAGCCAUUUCACUGUGACAUCUGUGGUAAAUCAUUCCCUCACCGUAAUAACUUGACUACACACCAACGUAUUCAUACAGGGGAGAAGCCAUUUCACUGUGACAUCUGUGGUAAAUCAUUCCCUCAACGUAAUAACUUGACUACACACCAACGUAUUCAUACAGGGGAGAAGCCAUUUCACUGUGACAUCUGUGGUAAAUCAUUCCCUCAACGUAAUAACUUGACUACACACCAACGUAUUCAUACAGGGGAGAAACCAUUUCAUUGUGACAUCUGUGGUAAAUCAUUCCCUCAACAUAAUAACUUGACUACACACCAA
This is a messenger RNA of Octopus sinensis (East Asian common octopus), 660 nucleotides long. Its product is annotated as gastrula zinc finger protein XlCGF49.1-like. The record is from RefSeq and is a predicted model, not a curated record. Lineage: Eukaryota; Metazoa; Mollusca; Cephalopoda; Octopoda; Octopodidae. The transcript has 4 exons. The annotation marks the transcript as partial.